Mucor mucedo is the source of this 2043-nucleotide messenger RNA. Its product is annotated as methylenetetrahydrofolate reductase-domain-containing protein. Gene Ontology annotation, biological process: tetrahydrofolate interconversion. Gene Ontology annotation, cellular component: cytosol. The transcript is spliced from 3 exons. Gene Ontology annotation, molecular function: FAD binding; methylenetetrahydrofolate reductase [NAD(P)H] activity. The coding region runs from base 34 to 1827 and encodes 597 amino acids. Lineage: Eukaryota; Fungi; Mucoromycota; Mucoromycetes; Mucorales; Mucoraceae. The record is from RefSeq and is a predicted model, not a curated record.
CUCUUUUCUUUUCUCUUUUAACUCCAAUUAAAUAUGAAAGUUACUGAUAAGAUCACUAAAGCCGAACAAGAAGGACGUCCUUUCUGGUCCUUUGAAUACUUUCCUCCCAAGACCCCUCAGGGUGUUCAAAACUUGUAUGACCGUAUGGAAAGAAUGCAACGUUACGGCCCUGAAUUCAUUGAUGUAACUUGGGGUGCUGGUGGCACCUCUGCUGAUUUGACUACCGAAAUUGUCGCUACUGCUCAGUCUGUCUAUGGUUUGGAAACCAUGAUGCAUUUAACCUGUACCAACAUGCCUAUCAAGCAAAUUGAUGAUGCUUUAGAGGCCGCAAAGAACUGUGGUUGUCAAAAUAUUCUUGCUUUGCGUGGUGAUCCUCCCAAGGGACAAGAAAACUGGGAGUCUUGUGAAGGUGGAUUUGAGCACGCUGAUGAUCUUGUACGUUACAUUCGUCAAAAGUACAAUGAUUAUUUCUGUAUUGCUGUUGCAGGUCACCCUGAAGGCCACAUUGAUAAUCCUGAUAAAGAGGAUGAUUUGUUACAAUUGAAGAAUAAGGUUGAUGCAGGUGCCGACUUGAUUGUCACUCAACUUUUCUUCGACAUUGAUUCAUUCUUGACAUUUUACAAAAAGGCCCGUGCCAUUGGAAUUACUGUCCCUAUCUUGCCUGGUGUCUUCCCCAUUCAAAAUUACACUGGACUUAAGCGUGUCAUUUCCUUCAACAACAACUUCGUGCCCCAAUCUAUUUGGGAUGCUCUUGAACCCAUCAAGGAUGACGACACAGCUGUAAAGGAGUACGGAAUCAACUUGACUGUUGACUUCGUCAAGAAGUUCCGUGAAGUCGGUAUCAAUGGUUUCCAUAUCUAUACAUUCAAUUUAGAACGUUCUUCUCGUAUUCUCUUGGAGCGUUUGAAUUUGAUGGCUCCCGUCGAAAGUGUCAAGCCUUUACCUUGGAACCCUUCUCUCACUACAAAGCGUGCCAAAGAAAACGUUCGUCCCAUCUUCUGGAAGAACCGUGCAAAGAGUUAUAUUCAACGUACUGAGACUUGGGAUGAAUUCCCUAACGGUCGCUGGGGUGAUUCUCGUUCUCCUGCUUUUGGUGAGCUCGAUGGUUGGGGAAUUAAUCUCAAGUACCCCGUAGAACAAUGUAUUGAAAUGUGGGGCACACCUACCACUGUUGACGACAUUGCUCAAACUUUUGCUCGUUACUGUAAGGGUCAAAUUGCCGGUAUUCCUUGGAGUGCUCAACAAUUGGAUGCUGAAACUGAUAUUAUUCGUCAACGUUUGGCUGCCAUCAACAUGUUGGGUUACCUCUCCAUCAACUCUCAACCUGCUGUCAAUGGUGUCAAAUCUUCUCACAAGGUUUACGGUUGGGGCCCCAAGAACGGCUAUGUCUUCCAAAAGGCUUAUCUCGAAUUCUUUGUUUCACCUGAGAAGUUGGAUGAAUUGAUUGAAAAGGUCGGUAAAGAUCACCAAGUGACUUACUACGCUGUCAACAAGCAAGGCGAUCUUCGUACAAAUACCCAAAGCGAUGAGCCCAAUGCCGUUACUUGGGGUGUAUUCCCUGGUAAAGAAAUUGUUCAACCUACCAUUGUUGAAUCAGUUGCUUUCUUGGCCUGGAAGGACGAAGCCUUUGAGCUCUGGAGUAAAUGGGCACGUAUCUAUGACCGCGAAAGUGAAUCUGCUGAAUUAAUUUUGGACGUUACCAAGAGUUGGUACUUAAUCAAUAUUGUUCACAACGAUUUCCAAGAUGAAAAUGGUAUCUGGAGACUUUUUGAUUUAGAAAUCGAUGGUGAAAUCUCUCGUAAAUUGUUAAACAAUGUUGCUCGUUAAUAAGCUGACAUUACCCCUCUCACCUCCCCCCUUUUUUUUAUUAUCUACUGUAAUUGUAUUCAACAUGCCCUUUCUAUAUAUAUUUUCACAUCCCCCAUCUCCUUUAUAAUAUCUUUCUCUUUUUUUUUGUACGUAUAUAGUAUUCAACUACCUUUGAUGGUUCUCAUAUUCCCCCUCUUAUAUACAAAAAUUAAAAAUAUCUUUUUACUAAAAUAA